Molecule: messenger RNA, 1832 nt
Organism: Nylanderia fulva
Lineage: Eukaryota; Metazoa; Arthropoda; Insecta; Hymenoptera; Formicidae
Product: cytochrome P450 4C1-like
Molecular function (GO): iron ion binding; monooxygenase activity; oxidoreductase activity, acting on paired donors, with incorporation or reduction of molecular oxygen
Source: RefSeq, a predicted model, not a curated record
UAUAAAAGAAAAGUGUAAGUUUUGUGGUAAAAUAAAUAUUAUUUAUUUUGUGACAAGAAUUUGCAGUACAAAAAUCAGAGAAACAGUAACCUGAAGAAUAUUGAGUUGAAUUACGUAAAAGAUAUUACGUCAAAAAAGAAACGAUGUUUAUCACUAUAUUGUUAUUAUCCAUUUUUAUUUUAUUGGUGUAUAAUUAUUACGUGCAUCAUGGAAAAAAGGGCCGAUUGAUUAAUCUUAUACCAGGACCACCGAUUGAUCCAAUUAUAGGCAAUGCAAUUCAAUUCCAUGUUUCUGCAGAGGAUCAAUGGAAGUUGCUUUGUACGAUACCUAGUAUGCCUGAGUAUUAUCCCAUUCUCAAAGUUUGGAUUAUGUUCCAUCCUAUUGUAUCCAUUCGCCAUCCAGAUGAUUUAGAGACGAUAUUAAGUGGUACCAAACACAUGCAGAAAAAUAAUAUUGUUUAUGAGAUAUUACAUCCUUGGCUCGGCACAGGACUUCUUACUAGCACAGGUGCUAAGUGGCAAUCGCGACGAAAGGUAUUGACACCUGCGUUUCAUUUCAAUAUAUUAAAUCAGUUUGUUGAGGUUUUAAUUACGGAGGGCGAAUGCAUGACAAAAUCUUUGAAGGAUGCCGAAGGAACUGUUGUAAAAGAUUUAGUACCAUUUAUUAGUGAAUAUACAUUAAAUGCGAUAUGCGAAACUGCCAUGGGCGUUUCUUUGAAAAAUUUGGGCGAGUUUCAGCAACAGUAUCGAAAAACGAUUCACGAAAUAAUCGAAUUAGUAGUUCAUAGACUGCUGAGACCUUGGAUUCAUAACUUUUGGAUAUUUUCAUUGUCUUUAUCUGGAUUUAAGCAAAGAAGGAUCUUGAAAAUAUUACAUAAAUUUACAGAAAAAAUCAUCUCAGAAAGAAAACUUUAUCACGACCGCACGAAUGAUCGAUUCUUGAAAAAUCUUGAGAAUAUUAAGGCGGAAAUUGAUGAUAUAGAAGUUUUUGGAAAUAAAAAGAAACGACUUGCCAUGUUGGAUCUUUUAAUAUUAGCAUCUCGACAAGGUUCCGUGACCGAUUCUGAUAUCAAAGAAGAAAUUGAUACAUUUAUGUUUGAAGGUCAUGAUACUACAGCAAUGGGUAUAGUCUUUACCUUAUUACUAUUAGCCGAACAUAAAGAUAUCCAGGAACGUGUGAGGGCUGAAGUUGAUACCGUGAUGCAGGAAAACGGAGGAAAACUUACCAUAAAAUCGUUGCAAAAUUUAUUCUAUUUAGACAGAUGUUUAAAGGAGACACUACGUUUGUACCCGAGUGUGUUUUUAAUAUCACGAACAACAACAGAAGAUGUAAAAUUACAUUCAUAUGUUGUGCCUGCCGGAACGAUUUUGCAUCUUAAUAUUUGGGGAGUUCACAGAGAUCCCAAUAUUUGGCCAAAUCCAGAUGUAUUUGAUCCGGAUAGAUUUUUGCCUGAGAAAAUCCAGAAACGUCAUCCUUAUUCUUAUCUACCAUUUAGUGCUGGACCGAGGAAUUGCAUCGGUCAACGAUUCGCCAUGCUGGAGAUGAAGGCUAUGAUAGCUCCUUUGGUGCACAAUUUCUACUUGGAACCAGUAGAUCAUAUAAAAGAUGUCCGGCUGAGAGCUGAUCUAAUAAUUCGUCCUUCUCAUCCGGUUCGUGUAAAAUUCGUUCCAAUCGAAGGCAAAUCAUUUGAAACUAACACAAAUACCAUGUAAAUGUAAGAAAUUGAUGUAUUGUAAAAAUGAAAGAAAAAUCAUUACACAUAUUAUAUGUUCAAUAAAAUAUAUAUUGUAUUUGUAAAUUCAAUCGUGAAAAUAUACAUGUAAGACCAUCCA